AUGAGCGUCCCGACAUUCAUGCCCGAUGCGGCGUGGAUGCUCCGCCUGCCGCUGCUUGCGCCCUUCGGAGUCUUCGCCUACGACGGCUCGCUGACGCCCGCGGAGCUCGGCGACGCUGGCGUUCCUCGCGGGCCACCGGUAGCUUUUGACCCAGAGGAGACCGGCGCCGUCCGGGCUUUCUUCCACUG
Prorocentrum cordatum is the source of this 188-nucleotide messenger RNA. The record is from the annotation of a GenBank genome assembly. Lineage: Eukaryota; Dinophyceae; Prorocentrales; Prorocentraceae.